Neodiprion fabricii is the source of this 2011-nucleotide messenger RNA. RefSeq names its product carbohydrate sulfotransferase 5-like. Lineage: Eukaryota; Metazoa; Arthropoda; Insecta; Hymenoptera; Diprionidae. Gene Ontology annotation, biological process: N-acetylglucosamine metabolic process; sulfur compound metabolic process. The record is from RefSeq and is a predicted model, not a curated record. Gene Ontology annotation, molecular function: N-acetylglucosamine 6-O-sulfotransferase activity. Bases 1 to 1209 code for a protein of 402 amino acids. The transcript is spliced from 6 exons.
AUGUCAAAGAAAACAAACUUUUUCGGCUUGUUGGUAACAGGAUGUUUACUCUCGGUGCUUUUGUUCUUCAAUGGGGAAUACGGCAGCCCCUCAAAGCACGAAGUGCAGCCGUCGGCAGCUUUUCACGAGUCAAAGGAAAAUAAUACCACAGCUGAUAAGAAAGAACAUGAUUCUGCAUCAAAAGAUAUCGAAAAAAUCCUUAAUAUGCAGAGAGAAUUAAUCAUCAAAGACAUGAAGAACUACGAUUAUCCCAAUGGAAAAUACAAUAUCAGUGCCAGCAAACUUGAGGAUUUGGUGAUGGAAAAUAACGGAACACCGAUCAGAAGUAUAAUUGUAACAACGUGGCGAAGCGGAAGCACAUUUUUCGGCGAUAUUCUUAACGCAAAUCCAGCAAAUUAUUAUCACUAUGAACCGCUGCUGGCUUUCGAUAUCGUUCAAGUCCGAGGUCCUCCCUUGUCUUCGAAGGCUUUGAAGUGGGUCAAGGAUUUGCUCAACUGCGAAUACGAAGACCUAGGUGAAUAUAUCGACUACGGAAAACCACAUCCGUGGGUUUUUAAUCACAAUACGAAUUUGUGGAAGCAGUGUAGACAUCACAAAGAGGUCUGCUAUGACCACAAAUUUCUCAGCUCGAUGUGCAAGCUCUUUCCAUUCCAAUCGAUGAAACUUGUACGAAUGAGGUUACGAAUCGCACAGGAGCUUCUUGCGGAUGAAAAAUUAGCCGUACGCAUAGUGCUGUUGGUGAGAGAUCCUCGAGGGAUUCUUCAGUCGAGGAAACAUCGUGACUUUUGUCCACCAAGUCCUGAUUGUUCCGAUCCAGCUUUGACGUGCGCGGAUCUUGUCUCAGAUUACAAAGUUGCUGUUGAACUGCUGAAGAAAUACCCAACUAGAUUCAAAGUGAUACGAUACGAAGAUCUUUCCCUGGAUCCGUACAAGUAUGUCGAAGAACUUUAUAAGUUUUACGGACUCUUUUUUCAUCCGGAAACGAAAAAAUUUCUUGAUAGUCAUACCAAAGCCAGCAAGGGUGGAGUGUCGAGUACUUUUCGAGAUUCAGCAGCAGCUCCGUUUCAUUGGAGAACAGAAUUGAAAUUCGAGGAAGUAGAAGAAAUACAAGAAUCUUGUGUAACUGCUAUGAAAUACUGGGGUUACGUUCCAGCAAUGAACGCCACUCAUCAGACGGAAUUCAAACCUGUGACAGACUUUUUGUUAUAAUUGUAAGAAUGGAAGAAUAUGCCGCACGCUGAGGAACGUAUAUUAUUCGCAACGAAUUGUACAAGUGCAUAUCAUUUCUAUUCGCCAAAGCUAUUCACGUAUUUAUAUCGAUUUGCAUGGUUUCGAUAUUUGAACAAAAACGAAUAUGAAUGGAAAUUGGCUCAAGCAAGACAGACUCAAUUUCAUCACAGCUGUGAAUUUAAAUUUUUACAACCUGAUCAAAUUACCUUCACAGGGGUGAAUAGAUAGGAAAUUAUACUGUAUACAGAUUCGACAGAAAUGAAAUGUCGGUUUACGCGUGGCUCGGAGUCUACAUUUUCACCCAAGACUCCCGGUAUAUAUAUUCUUCUUCUACCCUUCUAAUUUUCCACAGUUGGAUUACUUCGUUUCGUUCCGAAAACCCAUUUAUUGGCAUUGCAAUCCGACUUUUAGACCAAUGUUAUCAACUUGGCACGGUUAAGAACUGUGAAUAUUGUUCUAAAAAAACAACCUCAUCAAUUGAUAGUCAAUUCACAAUCGAGCUAAAUUUUGAACUGCAUUCUCGAGGAGUUGAUCUAAACAUUUUCAUAUCGCGUGAAAUUGGAUCGCGUGAAACUUGACUUACUAUGCAAUUUCAUUAAAAGAAAAACAGAAGAAAAACGAACCACCAUUACGUCGCGAAAUGUUUAAUUGCAAAAAGAAAAAAAUCAUCGUAAAAAAAAAAAUCUCAUGUCAAACGCCGCACAAUUUCUUACACAACCUACACAAUCGUUUAUAUAACGUAUUGUAUGUAUAGAUAGUUGAAAUAAAUAAUAAAAUUACG